Molecule: messenger RNA, 2446 nt
Organism: Dimorphilus gyrociliatus
Lineage: Eukaryota; Metazoa; Annelida; Polychaeta; Dinophilidae
Source: the annotation of a GenBank genome assembly
UAAAAAGAAAAAAGGAGUGAAAUUAAAGUUAAAGCAUAAGGGAAAAGAUUUUUUAAAUGCGUAUUUUACAACAUCGUUUGCAUAUCAUUGAACCAUAAUAGCUAUGUUAUUCUCCUAUACAUUUAGCAGAGUAAUACCAUGAGAACUGAAAUAUCAUUUUGUUUUUCUCAGAAUAAUAUAAAGUUGUUCACAAAGUCAAGUCACAAAUUACCAUUUGGCUUUAUUACCUUUAUUCAAAAUUACCAAGAGACUCAGUAAUUACAAUUAGACAAAAAAAUCAGUUUACUUAAUUUGUCUCGCGUCACGGGUGGCACCGUAUUUCGGGACUGACGCAGAUGUUUUUCUCAUUUUCCCUUUCCUCCCAUACCAUACUGGCAUUAAUUUUCUUCAGUUAUUGUUAACUAAUGGUUAAAAAAAAAUUUCUACCCCAACGUAGAGUUAAAUCGAUAUAAAACGUCGACAGUUUUUUCUUACAGUAAACAAAUAAGUUUUUCGCACAAUCGCGCCAACCAACACUCAACGCCCGCGUCACCCCGCUGAUAGGCGGAUCGUACUCGGCGCUGAUUGGCUGAAGGGCGGUUAGGGGCCAGUGAAUAUUAAUGAGUUAGAAGUUGUUUCACCAUUCAUUGAAGGCGCCACGUCCACUCGGUGAAAACGUUGCCUAAACUCAGACGAAAUGGAAAACACUCAAAAGAAAACUAUGGAAGAGAGCCGUUCAGGACUCCGCCAAGACAGUGAUUGUUCUCGCAAGUCUAUUGAUAGGACAUUCGACGAUUUAUGGACAGGAUGGCUUUGGCCAGAAGAUGAAGUAGAACCACCAAAUAAGUUAAGGAGAGUAUCCAGAUCUUUCACAUCAUUGCGGAUGGUUGAUAACAUUGAAGGUGACAAGGAAUCAACCGUAACUAAGAUGCAAAACGAUCCGAUAUUUGUAACUCCAACCAAACCGGUUACAAAACGAUCGACAAAAAGAAAACGCCUAUUUAAUAAAGAAAAUUUGCCACCAUUGUUCUCGGAAAGCCAACAAAGCCCCGUCCGUAUUCCAGCUGUUAACGUACCGGAUAUCUGUAGGGAGAUGUCGGCACGUCAGAAGGUAGUUGUGGAAAUGCUACAGAAAGAACGUAAUUACGCCAAAGUUUUAGCUUUUAUGAUUAAAGUGAAAAAUGAAUUGGAAUGCUCGAACCAACCAGGUGGUGCUAUCUUAACUCAGCAUGACAUUCGGGAUAUUUUCGGUUCUCUACAAGAAAUUUACGAUACUCACUGUCAAAUUUUAAAACAAUUGAACUAUCAUGUGAACAAUUGGCAAGAUUCUUGUUUAAUUGGAAAUAUCAUUCAAAAGAAUAUUGCAAGAUUGGAAAAGGUCUAUCCACCCUACGUUAAAUAUCAAGAUAGAAUUGCCCGAAGGAUUGCCGAAUGCGAUUCGGAAAAUGAGCGUUUUAAAGAAUACGAAAAAAAAUUGAAAUUCCGCUUAGAUGGGACAAGGGAAAGUUUAGCUGAAUUGGUUAUUAGACCUGUGCAGAAGUUACCUAGUAUGGAACUUUUAUUGGAGAAUUUACUUUCGAAGACGAACCGUUCGCACGCGGAUUACAAGCAAUUACAAAAUGCUCUACGACAACUUCGACAAGUUACUUGCAAAUUGAAUGAAGGUAAAAGGAUGGCCGACGAACAAAUCAAAUUAUUCGAAUUGAAUGAAAGGAUAGACGGCCUUCCGCCAACUCUUCUAAGUUCCUCUCGACAUUUCCUGUGCCAAGCUAACGCUUUUGGUUUAACGGAAGAAAGCGCUUCGAUGCAAGCUGUAACUCUUUUUCUAUUUGAUGAUAGUCUGGUAAUCGGAAAGAAGAAACGCCAUAUGCCAAAAUCUCCUGCCGCCCUACCGUCUACGCCUCAAAGGCGAACGACCCAUAAAUUUUUGAAAGAAAUCCGCCUAAACAGCGUGAAGCGAGUAGUGGACGUAAAAAGAGAUGAAAUUAAAGGUGCUUUUGCUAUCGUAUGCUCUGAAGAUGAGAAUGAAAGAGUUUACGCUUUCGCGACGGCCGAAGACCAAUGCCCCAUUAAGCGAGAUCUCCUUACGGCGUUAUCUAAGCAGGAAAAUGUAGUGCCUAGCGACCUCUUCGAAUCUAGCUCAUAUCCAAUGUCUUCAAACAAAAGCCUUUCCAGAGCAGCCCGCUGUUUGAGUAGGAGAGUAAGCCGGGCAUUUUCGUUCUCCAGAACGCCAAAAAGCCUCCAAAAAGCCAUGGCGUCCGUUACGCAAGCAAUUUCUCCUAGGACUCCAUUAAGCAGUAAAUUAACUUCCAUGGCUAACAGAAGAUUCGGUUUAGCGAGCAGCAUGCUCGAUUUAACGGGUGCCUGUUCAAUUCCAGAAGAAAAAAGAAGUUAAAUAUUGUUUAAAGAGCUAUUUUCUCAGAAAAUAAAAGACUUUUUCCAAUCGUUUUUUUUAUUUGGUGCUGAA